CUUGAAUAUGUAGUUGGGUCCCGUCAAGUGAGCCGGCUUCUUCCCUCCUCACUGCUGCUGCGUGCUCGGCUGUCCGCGUCCACAGUAGUCUUCCGGUUUCUCAGGCUGGAGCAAGAGCUUUAUCAGCCUGAAUUUUCGGAUUCUCACUGGAAUCCAUCAUCAGAAAAGGGUGGUGAAAGGGCCAGGUGUUGCAGUAUUUAUAGGAUGUAGUUGCUAGGCCGCUGCAUGCCUGUCGUAGCCGGUAGCUUCCGAGGGCAUCACAGCUCGACUGGCCAGGUGUGGAAGCAUGCAGUUGCCGUGCUGUUGCUUUGCGCUUGGGUUCCGGUCAAGAUUGUUGAUUCCCACGCCCAUCGCACGCAGUCGGGUUUCUGACGGCCAGAUUUCGUCAAUCGUUCGGACGCUUGGGCAAUUUGGCUCGCCGAUAUUGAUACUAUGAACAGUGGUCAUCCGUACGCUGUUCUCGCGGCCAACUACUUUGCCCAGGCAAAGUCUCAGCCGUCGCGCUUGUUGAUUGAUUGAGGACCGGAAAACCAUGACGCAGUUGUCAUUCCUAGCAAGAAUUUCUGCUUCAUCAAACUUGAAUAUGUAGUUGGGUCCCGUCAAGUGAGCCGGCUUCUUCCCUCCUCACUGCUGCUGCGUGCUCGGCUGUCCGCGUCCACAGUAGUCUUCCGGUUUCUCCGACAUAGUUGUUUUGCCACAUCUGAAACAGACACGGUAACCGACUCCAGCUGUUUCUUGCCUUAGCAAUGGACCUUUCGGUCUCUUGAUCUGGCUCCCUAUGGUUGCCUCCGGCCUGUGUUUUACUCCAUUUCUAAAUGAUGUGAUAAGACGGCUGGCGGCCUCUGAGACAUUCUUCACGUACGGGAGAGCUCGCCAAAAUUUGGGGCCGGCAGGAUUUCGUCUCUUGUCUCCUUUGCGCAGGCACUAGUUGACGAAGUUGCGCGGGUAGCCAUUGGCUUUGAAUAUCAGUCGAAGGUAUUGUAAUUCAGCAACCUUGUCUUUCGGUUCACAGUAGUGUGUCCCCACACGCCGGUAUAGUGUCCUUACGUAACUGCGGAUGUGACUUAUUGGGUGGUUGCUGUUGUAGCUCAGUACGUGCGUCGUUUUUGUCGCCUUCCUGAACACUUUGGUCUUUAGGCCACCACAAUCUUUGCGGCAGACAAAGACAUCAAGAAAGGCAAGCUGGUUGUUUUCCUCUUCCUCUGUCGUAAAUUGGAUGUCCGGGGGAUGACAUUGAGAUGUUCUUGGACCCCUAACACCCGAUCCCGUUCGAUAAAGACGAAGUUAUCAUCCGCAAAUCGAGCCCAGAAUUUCGGUCUGUGGUGUCCGAAAACCAGCGACUCCAACCGUUGUAGGACCGCCUCAGCUAUAAGUCCCGAAAUCGACGAACCAUUUGCCUUCCCUCCACCUGCUCGUAGAUUGUUCUGUCGAACGUUAAGUACGUCUUGAGUCAGAACUUCAGGAGCUGGAUGAGUUGGGCGUGUCAAUGGCGAUUCCGCGUCUUAUCAUGCUUGUCUCGUAGGAGUAGUUCGAUAGCCUUGACUGCCAGGUCCUGCGGAAAGGAAGUAAAAUUUGACGUGACUUCGCUUGGCAGAAGACUCAACCCUUUAAGUUUCGCCAAGAAUUGUGUUGACAAACUGACUGUAGUGUCCGAAUUUGCAGUCAUAAAUUUGAGACGCCAAAACAGCCAUUUAACCAGUUCGCAAGUUGGAGUACCUUUGGACGGGAAGGGGACACCCUUUUUGUGCACCUUAGGAAGGCCAUAGAAGCGGGCCAAGGCCGUGUUCUGGACUCUCGCCAUGCGUCGGCCAGCCGGUGAUAUUGCACCCGAGUUUUUUUUUCAAUUCCAACAGUAUCGUAUUGAUUUUUCGUGUCAGUGUUUUUGCCGGGUUGGCUGCGCAAGGAGUAUAGGACUGUCGUUCUCCAAUAAACGUUUGGCUUCUUAAUGUAGUUUGUCCUGUUCAAACCAACCGUGGAACACCCCUUGUCCGCAGGCACGAUAACGAGAGCUUUAUCGGCCUUGAGUCCCUUAAGUACAGCAAGUUCGAUCUUGAACAGCACUUCGCGCGGCCUGUGAGCCAUAAGGAGAGACGAUACGCGGAGAGACGAUGUUUGGUGUCGAAUAAGGUCCGUCGCUUCCGUCUGACUGAGGAUUUAUUCCAUCGCUGCGAUCACAUUGGCAGGUUUGGCAUCAGCUGUGUUAGAUGAAGGUUUAUCCCGUAACACCAGCAUUUUAUCCUUCGUCAGCUCCUUUGACGACAGGUUGUGCACCAGUUUAUCGUUUUUGGGCGACGCAGAAUAAGGUAGCUUUCUAAAUUUGUUCGCCAGCGCUGCGUCACAUAUCGCUCUCUGUUCGCGGACACGUUGAGACAUCCUCUGUAGGAGCAGAUUUGAACUCAUGGCAUUUGGUCUUCUCUACGUCAGUUCUCUGACCCUACUUGCAAAGCCUUAUCUGACUCUUCCUCUGAUGAUGGAUUCGAGUGGGAAUCCGAAACGCAAGGCCAAUAAAGCUCCUGUUCAGGCAAUCGUGUCUCCUUUUUCGUUAAUGACUGUGUCGUGAAUACCAUUUCGUGAAUUGAAGUCUUUAAACUAAUGCUGUUUACCACUUUGUCUAGCCAAGUAUAAAAAGUUUGCGUUAGGUCUCUACGGUUGGCAAAACGUAUUGCAAAGCUCACGCCAAAGUUCCUACGAAACCACUGUAUGUUUUGGUAAGACGCAUCACAAAGACCUUGCCAUGAACUCCUACAGAACCACAAAACCUUUUAGAGUCACCCCGCUGUUUUCAGGUAAACUCGCAAAUUGAAUUCUUUGUCUUUUUUCUUCUAAAGUAUAAUCGCAAACAGGCAAGCUGCUUUCUUAACAAGAAUUAAGUAUAUCCCACGUCACAAACUUGCAGUGAACUUUAGUUUUUUUUCUCAUAAGGGUACUACGGUUCGCUGUCGGAUCAGCCGAGACAAACGCGGUGUCGAUCGGGGUUUCUUUCCCACCUACUUCCUUCAUCUCGAGCACGAUGAUGGUCGCCGAUUCUUUCUUCUUGCUGCUCGUCGAAGACGCCGCUCAACCACCAGUAAUUAUGUCAUCUCCUUUGAUGCAACCGAUCUUUCCCGAUCGAGCUGCCGCCUGGCUGGAAAGUUGCGGGCCAAUUUUGUUGGAACUCAGUUCACUGUUUAUGAUGUCUCAUCGUCACAAACGGCCAAAGGUAGGAUGACUGAGCGCUCUGAGUCCGAAUCGGUAGUCAUGCAGGGAAGAAAUUCGGUUCUGAGUGGAAGCAUGCCGGCAUCUCCGAGAGAAACACGGGAAAUGGCCGCCAUAAUUUAUGUACGCUUUGUCGAAUGUGAAAUGUCUACUUUGAAAUAAUCAAUAGCAAUAUUUAUCUUUCUACGUCGUGUACGGGAGCUAUACCUAACCCAUCUCAUGCUUGUAUGGCAAUUAGCAACACGCUUUCUGUUCCUAAAUUAGCUGAUUAUAUUAAUUUAAUCCUUAAGCAUGGCAGUUUGGCUUACUAUAGUCGUGAGAUCCUGCUGCAACCAACUAAACUUCUAUCUUCAUGUUUCCCCCAUUUCUAUAUACCUACUAUGUUUUGGUAGAUGUGCAGGUUCAGAAACAUUUACUGCUCCUAGCAUUAACUGUGAUUCCUUCUCCUUUGGUUUUAGGAUCCGAAUAUUCUAGGUUUCAAGGGGCCACGCAAAAUGACUGUCAUAAUUCCCAAAAUGGAUGAAGAUGACCACAUGAUGAAUAUCUAUUCUGACAAUGUAUGUUGUUCGGAAAGUUACGCUUUGCACAAUUUUGCCACUUCACCGCUGGUUGAUUUUAUAAACAGCGACUGGUUUCUUAUCCGUUUGCGACACACAGACUCUGAUGAGUUUUUUUAGGAAGACACACCUACGCCUACACAGACAUCACUUUGUACUAUCAAGUAUAUGGGCACCCAUUUGCUUCGUGGAGUAUUGGGCGUUGUCGAGCGGACGUUGCCUAGCAAAUCAAGCAAGUAUAUCUUGGUAGGACUGCUACACGGCUUGGGCACUUGGGCUAGCAACCUUUGGUAAACGCCCUGACAGAUAUUCGUGCCAACUCCGGUUUAUAGUCCGGUUAAGGAAUUUACGACGCGAAUACUGGCUGCGUCAGCUGGUGAACAAUUUUCAGAGGUAAAAAACGGGGAUCAGACUGAAAUUCUUCGGCUCAUUUUCUAGGGCCUCUCCUCCCGCCAACCCGUGAACAGUUCUCGCAUUGAGGCUUCGAGCUGUUGAAUGCUGACUUGCGAUUUUACUGUCUUUCCAUGCAGCGUGGAGGUGGCGCAAGGAAAGAGAAUUUUCAAUGCUUUCCGGUCAACAUGCGCUGUUUAGACAUUAACUUGGCCAAUAAACACAGAAUGUAGUGUGUAAACCUGGAAUUGGCAGACAUGUUUUUCAAGUCAUAUCAGCGUACAUCUAAGAAAUCAGCAUUUUGGCAUAACUGAUAGCUAACCCAUUAUAAGUGAUGAGGACUGUCGUUGUCCAAAUUCACCAUAGUGACUUGUGCCUUGCUGAGAGCAUAAUGGAGGAAACUGGCACGCUGUCUAAUUCACUUUCUUCCCAUGUCCAUCAUCAUUGGGAGACAUGAAAUGAUCAAGACGACUGGGGUCUGACGUGGACGCGAGUUUGAGGUUAAAAAUUCACAUCUGUGCGUGCCGCACACGUGCUCAUCGCACCACCACCUCUUUCAACAACGCCACAAUAUUUAACUCCACCUUUUGUAGAGGGGUGCAGUCCUAGAGACCGUGUUAAGUAAGGGUCUUUGCAGAGCAACCCUAACUUUCGAUGAGGGCUUAGUUAACUCGCCAGUCGAAAACGUUCCAGAUCACCACUUAUAGUGCGCUGGGAUAGUUUAAGGCCCGCGUGUGUGAUUUUAAUGAGACAAAGGUAUUAGUGUUUAACAGGACUGUUAAAAUUAAAUCGUAGGCGACUUCGCGCGCUCGUUUUCGUCCCAACAUUUGUCAAUGCAAGGUCCAACUGGGCGCAGCGGCUGCCGAAACCUUAGGCCUUCGUCCAAAGUGAGCCACCUCUGUUUAGGUCUGACGCAAAAACGCAGUCUGUUCUAAGAUGCUAGCGACCGCAACUGGCAGCAUAGCGAGUGAAUAAAAAUUUGAGAUCAAAACGCCGAAAUCGACUGAUUUUUGGCUGAACCAUUGUCAUGGAGCAUCCAGGCCAGACUGCGCUUUAAUUAAGUCUAUAAUGUUUCAGUCUUGUGGUCAAAAAAUCCAAUGGUAAGAAUAGGAGCACUGGCAUGAAAAACGGACUUAUUACGGAAAUCCCAGAAUCGCCUUUUCUUCCUUUCCUUCUAGGAUUCCUGCCUACUGUUGGAUCAGUGGCGGAAAAGGAAAACCUACGCCAUCAUGGAACUUCGAAACAAGACCCCCGUUUGGAAUGAAGGUAAGGGUUGACUCGCCUUUGAAUCAGCUUCCGCCCGAAUAACAGGUGCCCGCUACGUCAAGAAUGCAGGCUACGCUAUGUAAAGAAUCGAAGUCAACACUAUCUACAUUUGACCACUUUCCGGCCGGCAUCAGUGUAAUAGGUUUUUAGAAAAGUGAGGGCUUCAUCAGCGCCGAUAGAAGCAUUUUGAACGUCUCUUUUAAGCCCGCAUUGACCUAACCUUUUCUGAUCAGCACUCAGAUAGUAGUGAAGUUAUCGUACCGAAGUGUUUACCCCCGGGUGAACCACAGGGAGGUCUGAAAGGAUGUGUUACUGCAAUGCAGAUAUUAGCAAAUACUCGGCACCAUCCUGCCUCGAGUUCUCACCCAAAUGUUUGCCCGAGAAAAUGUUUCCCAAUCUCAUGAAGAACUCCGCCAAAUUCUGCAUCCUAUUCUCAUCGCCUUCUAAUUUAACAUGAGCCCAGAUAGGCCGGAAUUCAUUUAACGGUCAGCCCUUUUCGAGGCAUAUUGUUAAAUGUCGAACAGAAACUUUUAACUGCGGGAUCCGCACCUGACGUCUACAAGUCUUUUGCUUUUCUCCGCUGAACACAUCUUAAUCUAAGGAAUCAAAGAGUUAUUCUGACAAGCGGGAGCUGACUCAUAAGUUUGAAACAAGUCUGGCAUCGCACGCAAACAGGUCCACUAAUGUCUCAAUUUUUUUUGGUGGCUUUAUCACUGGUUGUGCAUUGAGACGCAGAGUCAGGUCCCGGGUUUCAGGAUAAAGUCAAAGACAUCAGAAUGGGGGGUUUAUGAUAUACAACGCCUGAGGUGCUGUCUCAGGGAGCAGCGGCCGCUGGUCAAUUUACGACGUACGCUGACGUUGUCAUGUCUGCAAGGGUGUGUGUUGUGCCUCCUUCCGCCAAACGGGUGACGUGGUAGAUGCGUCGGACCAACACGGGCGUCAUAUCGGCCUCUGGCAGGCGUUAUCGGAAUGCGCACCAUAACAAAUGCCAACAUUUCGGGGCGCGGUGGCAGACCCGGUUGCCGACAGACGUCGCGCACACUGGGACCCCUGCCACCUAUUCCCAUUGUUGCUGCUGUUCAACAAUCCGGUCAUUUUCUGUGUGGGCCAGGGGGUGUGGGAUGGAUCGCCAAGGUGCGGGCUCGACCGAAUCAUCCACAUGCGUCCUCCCCCGCCGCCGGUCUUCUUGCCUCUGUCUUGACAUCGGACGCAGAUGGGGAAGAGGAGGAGGAGGUGGAGAGGGCGAGGUAGAUGCUGUGCAAGUCCACUGCCACUAUAAGCUAAUUCACGCGCAAGUUACCGUUCCUGCUUCACCUUAUGCGGUGGACAUCUUCGGGCACGACGGUUGAACUGUCGUGUUUGUGUCUGUUGCCUUACCCUAGGGGUGAAGCGUUUAAUGGCUUAUGCCGCAUAUGUCAAAGGGUGGCGUGUUCCAGCAGCGUAUACGCGACGCUAAUGCCUGGACGAGCGUGUGUCCGAACUGAAUUCCGUCGAGUGGCCGUAGGUCAGCGUGUCUGCGCCUACACAAAGUUGCUUUGCGGAAGGAGCCCAUGCGGUGGAACCGAACAACCCUGGCUGUUUAGGCUUCGAAGCAAAUAAGGUGACUGAUGCAAUAAUCAGUGCUGGCCACAGCUUCAGGACAGAGAGUCCGGUUAGCACAGUCUGCCACACAAACAGCUCAGAAACGCUGCAGAUGCAACGGCGCAUUUACAACAGCCCGUUCCCAAUUGAACCGACUAGGAAUGUCGUUUGCAAGUUGAAGAGUUUACGUGGAGGAGAGCUACAGUCGAGGCAGGGCGGCUACCGUCGACGCUCUCUUGAUGCGUAUGGGAUCCAUCGAUUGGUGUUCCUUCUGGUUGAGUCGGCGGACCGUCCGCAGGAAGGGCAGAUGACGUGCUGCCGUCCAUAGAGGGGGGUCUUGGCGCUGGGAGUGACAGGUGUGAUGCUGGCAGUAUGUUAGUACCGCCAAAGACAAGGGAGACUGGAAUGGCCAUUUCCGGCUUAUUAGCCGUUGUCAGCCAGUCAUACCCAACCCCGAAGUGUGGAACACUUGAGGCUCGAACUCGCGACCUGUUAGUUAGAAGUCCACGCCUCUAACCACUGGGCAACGAGGUCGUUGCCCUGUCGAUGUGACGCUCUCUCAAAUCGACAUGGCAACCAGUACUGUAGGGCGGGCGUCAUGAGGGACUCGAAGGGGGGUUGCUCAGGUGAACGGCGGUAGAACCAGAUAUCCAGUACCAUCAUAUAGAUUUCUUCAAUUUAUUGAUUUACUGUUCUUACACACUGACCCUAUCAGCUCAAUUUUUGCAGUCAAGACUCACGAAUACAUCGUCAUGUUAGAUCAGCGCUUACCAAUUUGUCCCAGUUUGUAUUACAACCGCAGUCAGGAUUCGGCAGGGACUGUUUCGUAGUUUUUUCAUAAUAGUUUCUUCCCUACGACCACGAAACAAGCGUCUCCAGGGCAUUCUCGUUGGUAUAGUCUGGGCAAAUAAGACAAUGUGAAUUUGUGAAGGCCCUGGAUUUAACGGGACGAUAUAUCACCCCAGUUCUAGAUAGAAGACUAGGACCUACCCAUUUCCGUUAAAUCAUUGGUCUAAAAAUGACAGUUGACACGAUAUCGCGAUAACCGCGAACUCCAUUCCUGGGUUGGACUUAUUGCAUCAAACUGUUUGAACAAGGAAAUUCCAAAAGCCGAGACACAUCUGCGACGUUUAAACUUUGCCACCACAAACUCCUACCGAGCGACCGCGAUCGCCACAUAAGACUGGGAUAAUUGCUUGUUAGUGUGCAUCUGAGGGUAGCAGACAGUGACUUAGGGACCCAUAUCUUAAUAUUAUGUUUUUUCUUCCCAACGUUUCUCACUAUGUAACAUAUUUCCUUCCUCAAGACACCCAAUCGUAUGUCCUGAAUUUCCACGGGCGUGUCACCCAGGCGUCCGUAAAGAAUUUCCAAAUCGUACCAAAGACAGAUGGUGAGUAAUUCAUGACGUGUCCGUUUUUUUCUGGAUUUAGGGCGUCUCCUGCGUGCUCUGUGACUUAUUUCAUUUCAUGAACUUUUCAGAAAAUAAUGUCCUCAUGCAGUUUGGUCGCGUCUCCGAGGACGUUUUCAGCAUGGAUUUUGAGUAUCCACUCUGUGCCCUGCAGGCUUUUGGCAUAGCUCUCUCCUCAUUUGACGGAAAAUUGGCCUGUGAAUGA
Messenger RNA from Spirometra erinaceieuropaei, 8602 nucleotides. Lineage: Eukaryota; Metazoa; Platyhelminthes; Cestoda; Diphyllobothriidea; Diphyllobothriidae. The record is from the annotation of a GenBank genome assembly.